AUGCCUUGCCCCUUUGGUAGUAAGGGCUUACCACCUCCAGUUUACGUGCCGCCACGUUCUAGAGCCUUUCCAGGAGACUGGAUUUGUGGCUUGUGUGGCGACUUGCAGUUUGCAAGGAACUGGAAAUGCAGAGUGUGCGGUGGCCCAAGACCUCGAGAUGGUGGCUCGUGGUCGAUUAGGGCUUGAUGUUUUGUUGUGGUGCGAAUGACGCUCCGUGUUGUAACGAAGUGAUGCGCCAUGAGUCCUACUUUGGGUCCUCUGAACCGACGCUAGAACUACUUACAUUUUUCUGUGAUGACUCUGCAUUAUCAACGAUCUUGUUAAGUACUCGCUUGCGAAUAAAUUUAUGGUACUCAAAAUCAUACUUCAAAUCCUCUUCUAAUUCCAGUGGCAGCAAUAGAUGUGGCGAUUACUACCAUCAUCACCAUCAUCACGAGCACUACGGCAGAUCUUGGGGAAGUGGUGGUAGACGGUCUUCUGGCGGUAAUGGGUGCUCAUCCUCAGAAGGUCUCUUUUCUCAACGCUGUCUAGAACGCACACAGAGCAGAAGCAAAAGAGACGAUGGGCCUUACUCAAGACGUGGCAUUUUUGAGCGGAGAACGUCGAAUUAUUAUGGUGAAAUUUAUUAAAUAUAAGUAUGUAGAGAAGAAGAACAAGAAGUUGCAAGUGGACUUGGAGAGUCUGAUCGGGUAACUUUUUAGACCAAUACUAGUACAUCACGAUCAGGAAGAAAUACUAGACUAGAAGUGGCUGGGCGAACUUUUUGUAGACGCCGACGAGAAGUCCGAGAAUAUUAUUCUAAGGUCCUAUGGAAUUAUCCGAUGACGAAGAAGAUAGCGCACGUGGGUCGAGGUCUGCGAAUGGAAAGCUGAAGUCACGCAGUCGGGAAGACGAGGAUGAUGAAUUUAUGAAGACAAUUUGUAAGCAAGCAGAGGUCAUCAAGAAGAUCUUACACUCACAUCUAUUUUCAGUUGUACUACGAGUUGUACUCCUAAGAACUACUUAGGAGAAGCAGUACAGCUGGCUCCACCUCCAGCAUCUUCUAAAGCCUUCAGACGGGACUACAAACUUGACUUCUCGCCCAAGAGCACCUUGCUGCUUCCCGACGAGUCUUAUGAGCAAUUGAGGAAGGACGCCAAGCUCCGUUUAGAAGUGAACUUUCCAGAUAUAAAUCCUCGUACAUCAACUACGACAGACGGAAUUAUUACUACUUCCACCUCUACUACUGCAAUGCCAAUGCCAGCCUCUAGGGACGUGGUGAUGUCUGGGGAACAUGAAGGAUCAUGUCUGAACCUGGGAAUUCAUCCUGCGGGAAUCCUACUAGACAGCGCCUUGACGACAAAUAAAACCAUUAGUGAUAUCAUUAAGGCCUACCGUAGCCGUACCUACUCUUCUAUCUACUACCGUAGAUGUGAGGAGCAUCUUUGAAUGCGCAGAAUGCUUAAACAUGAGUUUAAUUAGAAGUCCCCGAGCUCGACUUCUAUGUACUCAUUUUUGAAGGAGAAAACAGCGUGUCAAAGAUGAGCUUCAAGAUGUUGACCAACUUGGGUCCUCAGCUCUAACAGGAGCGCCGCUGCUGUGCCGAAAGCGAUUCCAGCAAUCAUAGAUUCUACGUGUGCCAGUGAGUGUGGUGCUGCGACGACAUCUGCUUCCUCUCCUGAGUUGCUCAGUAGUGCAAGGAGCAGUCCCACAGCGACCUCGUCUUUGUGUCCAUUGCCGUCAUUAAGGCUUCUUCAUGUCCAUUACCGCUGGAGCAUGUCCUCAAAGAACAACACCAUGCAAAUCCAAAUGAUAGAUGUAGAUCCUUUAACGGUCGUGGUUCUUCUUUAUUUUCUACUUGAAAUGCACCCAUCAACAAGGAUCAUCUCAAGGAAGUAGAUGCAACUGUCUAAUAGCUCUAACGUCCCCGAGAGUCAACAAAAUCCCACCACCGACAAGGAGUGCCAGUAAAAUGCCCAGUCCAGCAACGUCUGCGUGUAGCUCUACCUCUGUAGGAGGCACGAGAACAUCGUCAACGGCGACAACCAUCUAUGCAGGAGCACAGAGCAGCAUCACUGGUGGUACUCCAGUAUUUCCACCUCACACCUCCACUAUAGUUCAACAACAUCCACAUCUACUUAGAGGUCAUCAGGGUGCGACAACAUCUGGUGGUACUAUCUACUACAACGGAGGUGGUUCUUACGGGACGUAUCCGUCAAGACGGGGCCACCAUCGGCAUCUCACUGGGCCUGAGAGGAGAGAGCUAGCUGCCAGUCGCAUCCGCCAUCACGUUCAUAAACCGAAGCCCCUAGACUACAAUCAAUUCAAUCCGGCUAAGACAUCUACUUCCACUUCAACUACUCCCAACGAAAUGGAGAACGACAAUGAGAAUGCAAGACCGUCGAAUGAAGGAGCCACUACACCAAAGAAGAAGGAUGAUGUUGGAGGUUCAACAUCUGCAUCUUCUGACACCAAGACUAGUACAAGUAUGGCAGAGCUGCAGGUGGAUCUAGAUACGGAAAACAAAGUAGUAGAACCACCUGGUGCAGCAGAUGGACAAAGUCGCGACACGAACAGGAUGAGCGCAGGAGGAGCAGAACAACGGGUGUCUGCCUCAUCUUCAGUAAUGAAUGCGAGUGGAGAUACUCCAGAAGUGCCUGCAGCAAAGGGCGCUAGAAGCGAGACGACGGAAGCUGCGGUGUCAUCUUCAGGAGAGGGAGCGAUGGAAACGGAUGUCAAUCUUGUACCGCAAGCACCACUAGGAGUUCAACGUGAAAACACAGGAGCGACUAAUGCCUUAUCGUCCUCGUUAGAUGCCAUAUUAACUGUUCAUCAACGUCAACUUCAGCAGGACCAAGAGCAGCAAGAGUUAGUCAGCGGACAGCAGCAGCAGGAGGCUGUGGAUCGUCAGCGAGAGGUGGCGCAGCGUGUUGAAAAUCUUCAAGCGGCUUUUACCCCGACAGAAGAUGCGCUUCCUCUUAACGCGAUUAGCGCUAGCAGUGUAGUUGUACCAGGCACAGAAGCUAAUCCUAUUCCUUUUAAUGCUACAGCUGCUUGCUUGAACCAAAACCAGAUUCCAACUUCUUCAUCGUUACAUGAAGCAUCGGCUACUUCGAAUACGUCGCCUAGUACCGCAGCAUCAGAUCCGUCGACAACGGAAGAAGUGAGAAAACAGUUAUCGAGCUGUGAAACUCCCAUCGCUGAUGCAGCAGAAGUUGGAGAUGCAACACUCGGGAAGGUACUUAUUUUGUCUCUCAUCACAGGUGAAGGUCCUCUUUUGCAUGCCUACUACAAACCACGUACUAUUUUUUACGUAAUAUGCAACGAACUUCGGCAGUGGAAUCAUUCAUGUUAAACUAACUAUGCUUCACGACUUUCCGUUCCAUUAUCGGCUUUUCAGGUUGUAACAUCGCGGGCCGUUCGCGUCCGUCCAGCACCGUACUGAGUCUUUCGGCGACAUGAAUUUCACUUUCGUAUACAAGCAAGGCUUAAGCAUCCAGUUCCUCACAUAGGAAGGUGGACAGCUCACAUCUAGUGAUGAAGAUUUGAUUUUCUUUUUUCAAUUUCGAAGACUCACUCAAUAAAAAGAUUCAGAUUUCUUACAAAGAUCAAUUUCAUUUUUUCGCAUUUUCAGCAUUCAACAAUACCUAAAGAUUAUGGUAGGUGCACAGAGUACAAUCGGUAAAUUUAGACUUUGCGCGGCUCGAACGAGAUAGUACUAGGACUCCGAUAGUAAUACUUAAAGCAUAAACUACGUAAAAAGUGUUAAAGAGAUGAAUAGAAAAGUGACGGAUUCUAACAUGGAUGAAACGUACCUGACCUGAGAUAAAAAACGACCUGGGUAUCAUUUACAAUACGAAGAGUUACAACAUAUUCAAUUUUGCUCAAUUACUCGUCAAAUUCGUUUUUUGAAGUCUGUUAUGGUGAUUACUGCCCUUAGGAAACAACAACAAGAAUCAAGAAUCUUCCAUUUUUCAAAAAUCAUCAUGAAUAAGCCGCUAGAAAACUGGUCAGCCCGUUUCGUUUUUCAAGAUUAAUCUCUAUGAUUGCUAGCAUCAGAAAAUCUAAAUUUCUUCUCAUCUUCAGGCUGUGUCCUGAACCUGAUCAACAACAACAAAAAUAUUGAUAUUCUUCGCAUCUCGUUCGUCGUUAGAGAAUCAUUAUCCAACUGGAGGGUUCUCACUUCAAUAUCAUAGAAUAAAAUCAAAAUGGUAAGAGUGGAGGAAGGAUGCACUUUUUUUGUUUCGAUUUAUUCCGUACUAAAAGUUUUGUUCCAUUCUGAAUCUUCAAUUUUUCGUAUGCUGCGUACGUUCAGACAGUCAUCAUUAAAUAUUGAAAAACGCUUCACCCUUAUCCAAGCGUCGCUACAUUUUUCGUCCAGAACUUGGGCGGUAUCAACGUCUCUUCUUUCGUGAACUAGAAAUCUGGUAGUAGGACAGAAAAUGUAUAGCUUUUGAUGAAGUUUCUUCUACAUGAAAUGCCCCUGAAAAAUGGACUGCCAAAUGCUUUAAAUAUUUUUUUAUCAGAAAUCCGCUCUCGCUUUCAAAUAUAUCUCCACCUCGCUUUCGCUUUCAUCUUUCAAGCUUCCACCUCCAGGUUGCCAUUGGAGCCUGUUG
Molecule: messenger RNA, 4595 nt
Organism: Amoebophrya sp. A25
Lineage: Eukaryota; Dinophyceae; Syndiniales; Amoebophryaceae
Source: the annotation of a GenBank genome assembly